Messenger RNA from Episyrphus balteatus (marmalade hoverfly), 2747 nucleotides. Its product is annotated as CUGBP Elav-like family member 2. NCBI's taxonomy places the organism in Eukaryota, Metazoa, Arthropoda, Insecta, Diptera, Syrphidae. Gene Ontology annotation, cellular component: nucleus; cytoplasm; ribonucleoprotein complex. Gene Ontology annotation, biological process: mRNA splice site recognition; regulation of alternative mRNA splicing, via spliceosome. The transcript is spliced from 12 exons. The coding region runs from base 600 to 2546 and encodes 648 amino acids. Gene Ontology annotation, molecular function: mRNA 3'-UTR binding. The record is from RefSeq and is a predicted model, not a curated record.
CAUCGUAAGCAGUAGAAGAUAAUUUUUCAUCUGUAUGUGUGGUUGAGAGAGUAAUAAGUGACGUUUUCUUACGUGUUUUUUGGGGAUCAUUCUCUUACUAACUCUAACUUUCUCUCUCUCUCUCUCUCUCUUUCACUGUGUCAUUGACAAUUUGACAGUUUGCUAUAAAUUGCAUUCGAAGGCGAUUUUUAUGGUCAUCGGCUACACACUAACCGAAUAAAAAAAAAAAAAUAAAACGUAACACAUUAAGUGCAAAUUAUACCACCGUGGAUUAACUCAUCACAACAAAAAUAUUGAUAUAUUAUUAUAAUCCUAUUAUCAACAAUAAAAAAUAAAAAAAAAAAAAAAAUACGCGCUCCACAUCCCUCUUUUCACACACUCACACAUGGAUCAACAUUCAUGUGAAUUGGCUGGGCGUAGAUGAAAUUUGAUGAAGUUAACGCAAUCAACGUAACGUGAGCAAAUUAAUACAAAAAAAAAACUACAUAACAAAAAAAAAAAUUUAAAUAAAAGAAAAAUUUAAACAAAAUUAAUUAAUGCAUGCUAAUAAACGUGAUAGCAACAACAUCAAUUCAACGUAACAAAAACGUAACCACAUAAUGUUAAGUUCGCUCGAGACAUUGGCCGGUAAAAUUUCACCUGGUUCAGGGAAAAGCAGUCCGUCCUCCAAUAGUCAGCAAUCCCCGCAAUAUCAAAGUCACCAUCAACAGCAAGUGCCGGCGUUGGCAGUGGCGGCCAUACAACGCGGUAACGGCCACCACUACAAUGGCGGCUUGGAUAGUAACUGUAAUAACUGCAACAAAAUAUGCCACCCGGGACAUAGCAUCCAUCAUCCCUAUCACAAACAGGACCACAAUAAUUGUCUGAAGGAACAUGCGUUUGGUAUGAGCGACAAUGCUAGCAACAACGACAGUUUACCGAACAGUCCCAUCAAUAAUAACAAUAGUAGCCUAUUGAAUAACAAUAUUAGUUUAUGCAACAACAACAACAAUAGCACCAGCAGCCCCAACAAUAACAAUAAUAAUAACAACACGAGAAAUGCGAAUAAAAAUGUCCCAUCGGACGCACUUAUCCGCAUGGACACGUCGGAUAUCCCCUUCGACGAGGAACCGGAUCCAGAUACGAUAAAAAUGUUUGUUGGCCAAGUUCCAAAGUCAAUGGAUGAGCGCCAGCUGCGAGAGAUGUUCGAAGAGUUUGGUCGGGUCCAUUCGAUUAAUGUUCUACGAGAUAAAGCCACCGGAAUCAGCAAGGGUUGCUGUUUUGUGACAUAUUUCGCCCGAAAAUCUGCCUUAAGAGCACAAGAUGCUUUACACAAUGUGAAAACCUUAAAUGGGAUGUAUCAUCCCAUUCAAAUGAAACCAGCUGACAGUGAAAACCGAAAUGAACGGAAACUCUUCGUUGGUAUGCUAAAUAAGAAACUGAAUGAAAACGAAGUCCGAAAAUUGUUCGAACCCUUUGGAACAAUCGAAGAGUGUACUGUGUUGCGUGAUCAAAACGGACAGAGUAAGGGGUGUGCCUUUGUAACAUUUUCAACCAAACAAUCUGCGAUAUCAGCCAUCAAAGUAACAUUAAAUCAAAACAAAAUCAUGGACGGAUGCACCUCACCGUUAGUUGUCAAAUUUGCCGACACUCAAAAGGAAAAAGAGCAAAAGAAAAUCCAACAAAUUCAAGCGAAUCUAUGGAAUUUAGCUUCAAAUAUAAAUAUCCCAUUGGGCCAGACGGCGACAACUGUAUCAACUCCAAUACUGCCAAAUCCACCGCAACAAGCGAGUCCUGUAUUAGGAUCGGACGCCAUAACACCAUCGUCCUUGCAAUUUUUGCAACAACUUCAAGCUGUUGGCUUACAGCAACAGAUAUUGCAAGGUUUAAGCGCACAAACGGGAGGAGCUGAUGCAUCGGCGGCUGCAGCUGCUUUCAAUGUACAAAAUUUGGCUGCUAUUGCAGCUAUGACCCAACCAUCGUUGACCGCUAGUGCCGCACAACCUGGAAGCGCGCAACUCACAAAUGCAGCUGCCCUCUUAUGUCUAUUAGGAAAAACCGCCAACUCAGGGUCGGAUGCUAAUUCAUUAACAUCAGCGUAUAUGUCAUCGGCCGCAGGACUACCACAAUUUGGUAGCACAGCUUUAUCCACAUCACCAUUGGCAAGUGUGGCAUUAAGCACAGCAGCAGCAGUUGCUGCCGGAAAACAAAUUGAAGAUCUCAUGAAUCGCACCUCUAUAUGCCUUAUGUGUGAGGGUGUCCUUAAACACGCGGGCUCUUCCGGUCGUGCACAGGGACCUGAAGGAUGUAACUUAUUCAUCUAUCACCUACCACAAGAAUUCACCGAUACGGACUUGGCUUCAACUUUUCUACCAUUUGGCAAUGUGAUUUCCGCCAAAGUGUUUAUCGAUAAACAAACAAACUUAUCCAAAUGUUUUGGAUUUGUAUCAUUUGACAAUGCUGAAUCCGCCCAGGUGGCGAUUAAAGCAAUGCAUGGCUUUCAAGUUGGCACAAAACGUUUGAAGGUCCAGUUGAAAAAGCCAAAAGAUGCCUCAAAGCCGUACUAGGUAGGUUUGAGUAAAAAAAAAAAAAAAAACAUCACAAAUAGUCCCACAUCCAGUGCGGUGUAAAAAAAACAACAACAACUCAUCUUAUGUUUUAUUCUUAUUUGCUUCUGCUUAUAAUAACUAUUUAAUUUUCUUUUUUCAAAACUUUUUAAAAGUUUGUUGUGGAUUUUUGUGUUUUUACUUAAAAUAAUGCUUAUUUUU